UUUUUUAAUAAUUAAAAAGUAUUGAAUAACUUGGCAAAAUUCUUAGAUUAAUUGAUUAAUUUAUAUUAAAAUGGAUGAAAAUGAUAUUAACAAUGUUGAACAUUGGAUAGAUAUGGAAAAUGAUCUUACACCAAUUCAUAUUGCAUGCUGGGUGGGAGAUGUGAAAGGUUUAAAGCGAUGCAUUAGCAAAAGUAAAAAUAUCAACGUGAAAGAUAAAGACGGUAGAACACCUCUUCAUUUAGCAACCACACAAGGCUUCUUCGAUAUUGUUGAUAUUCUUCUCAGGAAUGGAGCUGAUGUGAAUGCAAUGGAUCACGAAAAUCAUCAUCCAAUAUUUAAAGCAGUAGAACAAGGGCAUUUUGAAGUUGCAAGACGAUUAAUCGAAGCUGGAACCGAUUUAUAUAUUGCAGAUAAUUUGGGUGAUACUGUUCUUCAUUCCGCAAUUAAAAGUCGUAAUGCUAAUUUAGCGUUUCUUUUAAUUAGAAACAUGGAAAAUACAAAUUUUGCUAAUUAUCAGGGACAAACACCAUUAUCAUUAGCGGAAUCCUNGUGA
Centruroides sculpturatus (bark scorpion) is the source of this 553-nucleotide messenger RNA. Its product is annotated as ankyrin repeat domain-containing protein 7-like. NCBI's taxonomy places the organism in Eukaryota, Metazoa, Arthropoda, Arachnida, Scorpiones, Buthidae. Gene Ontology annotation, molecular function: protein binding. The transcript has a single exon. The coding region runs from base 71 to 553 and encodes 160 amino acids. The record is from RefSeq and is a predicted model, not a curated record.